Serpula lacrymans var. lacrymans S7.9 is the source of this 1373-nucleotide messenger RNA. RefSeq lists its product as uncharacterized. The transcript is spliced from 13 exons. Lineage: Eukaryota; Fungi; Basidiomycota; Agaricomycetes; Boletales; Serpulaceae. Bases 163 to 1188 code for a protein of 341 amino acids. The record is from RefSeq and is a predicted model, not a curated record.
GUGGUGUGUGACCUGUGUCAAUAGCGACAGGUGCACGCAAGAAGACGUAAUACCACUGUUGACUCGGACGUCUUAUUUACUCGAAUGGUUGGGUUCUGGGUUCUCCACCUUACCAGCACUUUUGCUCGCCUUUAUUCAACUUAAACAACCUUGAAGAUAACUAUGUGUCGAUUCGUGAUUUACAAAGGCACCUCUCCAGUUCAGUUAUCGCAUCUUUUGACACGACCCUGCCACUCGAUUAUCAACCAGGCUUUCGAUUCUCGUUUACGCUUGGACCGUAGACGACCCAUCAAUGGUGAUGGCUUUGGCGUUGGAUGGUACGACUCGGUCAAGGAUGAGGAGUUGGGGAGUCAGCCGUGUAUGUUCACUUCUGUAACUCCUGCGUGGAAUAACGCAAAUCUAGUACGGCUGGCAGAGAAGAUCAAGUCUCCUCUAGUUUUCGCCCAUGUUCGCGCUACUACGGCUGGUUCUCUUUCGCUGGAUAACUGCCAUCCAUUCGUGUUCAAGAAACUUAUGUUUAUGCACAACGGUGGAAUCGCCGAUUUCCCAUCCAUCAAGCGAAGACUUCAAAGAGAUUUAUCAGAUGAAAUCUUCGAAGUCGUUCAAGGCAACACAGAUUCGGAAUGGGCGUUUGCGCUAUUCCUCUCGAAGCUCCCAGACCCUAAUGCGAGCAAUUUUACAUAUGAAACGCUGAAGAAGGCAAUGCUUGAAACUAUUUCUACCCUCAACUCGUUUGCCGAAGCCGCUGGCAUCACGGAGCCAAGUUUGAUGAAUUUCUGCGUCACUGACGGGGAAAGUGUUGUUGCCACUCGUUAUAUUUCCUCACGUCAUGAUGAGGCUGCGUCUUUAUGGUUUUCUUCUGGGACAACGUUCAGUGAAUAUGCGCAGGGUGGUCAUUACAAGAUGUCGAAGACCGAUAAACGGGAAAAUAUCAUCAUGAUUGCGAGCGAACCACUGACUUUUGAGAAAGCCGACUGGAUGGAAAUCAAGACGAACAACCUGGUGAUUAUCACGCCCAAGAUGAACAUCCUUCAAAUACCCAUUAUCGACAAGUUCUACGUCCCACAUACUGACCCAGCAGCUCUGAGCCGCGGGACAGAUUUCGCAGCCGCGAAGGGUCUGCUCAGUCCACGUUCAGCGCUUGCUCCAGUCCACAAUCGGGAGACCACCCCAAUGAUAGCUGUAUGAUAUCUGCCCAGGGCAGUGCUGGCUGCUUUGCUGCCAUAGGAUAUUUUCUCGCCUUGCAGGGCACUUAGAGCACGCUUUGAAAUUUCUGUUCUCGUUCGAUUAAUGUUAUUCCCCAUGUAGGCUUUACUGUAGAACUUGUCGUAGGUGUAGAUCACGUGAUAUGAUGUGGUAUCCUUGCCAAAAGC